CUUCUGUCUAAGAACUAGCUGAGGCUCAGCCUCCCAUCCCCCUUAACCAGAAGCUCCGAUUGUCGGAAAAUUUCCGAUUCCGUUAAUUUGCUUCGGGUUGAGGUUGGAGAUUUGUUUUUGAUUUCCAUGGCGUCCACGAGGAAAGAUGUGGAUCGGAUAAAAGGUCCAUGGAGUCCUGAAGAGGACGAAGCGUUACAGAGACUGGUCCAGAACUACGGGCCGAGAAACUGGUCUCUGAUCAGCAAGUCGAUCCCCGGUCGAUCCGGUAAGUCUUGCCGGCUACGUUGGUGCAACCAGCUUUCGCCUGAGGUGGAGCACCGACCUUUCACUCCGGAGGAGGACGAGACGAUCAUCAGGGCCCACUCUAGAUUCGGAAACAAGUGGGCUACCAUCGCUCGCCUCCUCAAUGGUCGCACCGAUAACGCCAUCAAGAACCACUGGAACUCCACCCUCAAGCGCAAGUGCUCGUCCAUGACCGAAGAUUUAAGCGACGACGCGCAUGCGCAGCAGCCGCUUAAGAGAUCAGCUAGCGUCGGUGCUGGUUCUGGUACUGGAACGGGCACGGGCGCCGCCUUCUCUGGCCUUUACCUGAACCCGAGUAGCCCAUCGGGAUCCGACUUGAGCGAUUCGAGUUUGCCCGGAAUGUCGCCAUCCCGAGUCUACAGACCGCUCGCGAGAACUGGCUCUCUAGCUUUGCCAACUCAGCCACUCGACACCUCGUCUUCAAAUACGGAUCCUCCAACUUCUCUGAGUCUAUCUCUGCCCGGAUCCGAUUUGUUUGAUGUCUCGAACCAGGCUAUCGGAUCCAAUCAGUCCGGGAGUCCCACUCAAGUAGUACAGCAAUUGGUGCCGCCGCUACCCCCACCUCCACCUGUGCAUGUGGCGCAACAAGCUCCGGUGGCAGGGCAGAAUGGAUACGAGAAGCAGUUUUUCAGCGCGGAGUUCUUGGCGGUGAUGCAGGAAAUGAUCAGAAAGGAGGUGAGAAAUUACAUGUCUGGGAUUGAACAGAAGGGACUGUGUAAUAUGCAGACAGACGCCAUUAGGAACGCCGUGGUGAAACGGAUUGGGUUUAGCAAGAUCGAGUAGCCAAGCAGACCUACUAGUCUUUAGUUAUUGGAAAUGAGUCCCAACCAUCAAGGAACUUGGUUUGGGAGAAGAACGAAGCAAUCCUAGCCCUUUUUUUUUUUUUUGCCCUUUUUUGUUCAAAUUUUAAGUUUCUUUCUUUUCCUUCUGGGUUAGAAUAGAAAAUAAUUUUGUUAGUGUACAGUGGAAAAAAUGGGGUUUGAUGAAAGGGAGUGGGGGGUUAAAAUCCUGAGAAAGAUGUUAUAAAAACGAGAAAAAAACAGAGAAUUUGAUCUUCCAACGAACUGUUAUUGGCUAUUUUCAUUGAACAACGAGAAGGAAAGGCGUGGAAGGAAAUU
Molecule: messenger RNA, 1421 nt
Organism: Juglans microcarpa x Juglans regia
Lineage: Eukaryota; Viridiplantae; Streptophyta; Magnoliopsida; Fagales; Juglandaceae
Product: transcription factor MYB44-like
Exons: 1
Coding region: 127-1086 (319 amino acids)
Biological process (GO): regulation of DNA-templated transcription
Cellular component (GO): nucleus
Molecular function (GO): DNA-binding transcription factor activity, RNA polymerase II-specific; RNA polymerase II cis-regulatory region sequence-specific DNA binding
Source: RefSeq, a predicted model, not a curated record